This is a messenger RNA of Tachyglossus aculeatus (Australian echidna), 4837 nucleotides long. RefSeq names its product gem nuclear organelle associated protein 5 (gene GEMIN5). NCBI's taxonomy places the organism in Eukaryota, Metazoa, Chordata, Mammalia, Monotremata, Tachyglossidae. The record is from RefSeq and is a predicted model, not a curated record. Gene Ontology annotation, molecular function: protein binding.
CCGCGUGCGUCCUCCUCCUCCUCCUCCUCCCGGUCCUCCUCCUCCUCCAGGCCGCCCUCCGGGAUGGACGGGAGGCCGCGGCUGCUGCCGCCGUCCCCGAACUGGUACUGCGGCCGGUCCAGCGAGGCCGGGCCCGGGGGGCUGUUCGGCUUCGCCGCCAGGACCUCCGUCUUCCUCCUCGGGGUCGGGCCCGGGAACAACGGACACUCCUUCCGCGUUCUAGGGGAAUUGGUGGGACACACGGAAAGGGUUUCCGGCUUCACGUUUUGUCAUCAUGCGGGACAGCCUAUUCUCUGUGCUAGCAGCUCUGACGAUGGAACGGUGAAAAUCUGGGAUGUAGAAACCAAGGCGGUUGUGACAGAACACACUCUCCAUCAGAAUACCAUCUCCGCCUUGCAUUGGUCACCGCGAGUAAAAGAUUUGAUUGUAUCAGGGGAUGAAAAGGGAAUAAUCAUUUGUUACUGGAAUAACAGAAAUGACAACCAGCACUUUUUCCCAGAACCACGGACAGUCUUCUGCCUCACUUGUUCUCCUCAUCAUGACGAUUUAGUGGCCAUUGGAUAUAAGGAUGGCAUGGUGGUUAUUAUUGACAUCAGCAGGAAAGGAGACAUCGUCCACAGGCUGAGAGGCCACGAUGAUGAAAUUCACGCCAUAGCAUGGUGCCCCGUGCUUGGUGAAGAACGGUUGUCCAGGUGGCAAGAUGAGAACCCAGAAGAACAAGAGGUUUCAAGUGAAGAAAAAAUUCAGCAGUCAGCAAUAACGAAAGACUGUUACCUGGCCACUGGAAGCAAAGAUCAGACCAUCCGGAUCUGGAGUUGUUCUAGAGGCAGAGGAGUGAUGACAAUGAAGUUACCGUUUCUGAAACGAAGAGGAGGGGGCGUGGAUCCAGCUGUGAAAGAGCGGAUUUGGUUGACUGUCCACUGGCCCUCCGCCCGGCCCACACAGCUGGUAUCCAGUUGUUUUGGAGGCGAAUUGUUGCUCUGGGACCUCACCCAGUCAGGAAAACGGAAGUGCAGUCUCUUUGGUUCUUCAUCGGAGGGACAGAAUCACUCAAGAAUUGUGUUUAAUUUAUGUUCUCUACAGACAGAAGAUGGCAGAGAACUGCUGUUUUCUAUUUCUAUGGACAGAGAUGUGAAGUGUUGGGAUAUGGCAAACCUGGACUGCUGCUGGACUUUGCCGUCUCUCGGCGGCUUUGUCUAUAGUCUGGCUUUCUCACCCGUGGACACUGGCUGUUUAGCCAUAGGCGUAGGAGAUGGUAUGAUCCGGGUGUGGAAUACAAUGUCCAUAAAAAACAGCUAUGAUGUGAAAACCUUCUGGCAAGGCAUCAAAUCCAAAGUUACCGCGCUUUCCUGGCAUCCGACUAAGGAAGGUUGUUUGGCUUUUGGAACUGACGAUGGGAAAGUCGGAAUGUAUGACACCUACUGUAGCAAGCCACCUCAGCUCUCUAGUACUUAUCAUAAGAAGACUGUCUACGCAUUGGCCUGGGGCCCUCCAGUACCCCCUCUAUCAUUUGGAGGAGAGGGUGACAGACCCUCUGUGACCUUAUACAGCUGUGCGGGAGAAGGGAUCGUCUUACAGCACAACCCCUGGAAGUUAAGCGGAGAGGCACACGAUAUCAACAGAAUCAUAAGAGACACAAACUCAAUCAAAUACAAAUUGCCAGCGCAUACAGAGAUCAGCUGGAAACCAGAUGGCAAAAUCAUGGCUCUUGGCAAUGAAGAUGGAUCAAUUGAAAUAUUUCAGGCUCCAAACUUGAAAUUGCUGUGCACUAUCCAGCAGCACCACAAGCUGGUCAAUGCCCUCCGCUGGCAUCACGAACAUGGGGCCCAGCCAGAGCUGAGCUGCCUGUUAGCCUCAGGAUCCAACAACGCUGUCAUUUACGUGCAUAAUCUGAAGAGCGUAAUAGAGACCAGCCCCGAAACUCCGACAACAAUUACCGAGCCCUUCCGAACCCUUUCGGGGCAUACUGCUAAAAUCACAAGUCUGGCCUGGAGCCCCCAUCAUGAUGGAAGAUUAGCAUCUGCUUGCUAUGAUGGCACAGCCCAGGUAUGGGACGUCCUUAAGGAAGAGCCCCUAUGCAAUUAUCGAGGACACCAAGGACACAGACUUCUGUGUGUCCAGUGGUCACCAGUGGAUCCAGAUGCAGUCUAUUCAGGAGCCGAUGAUUUCUGUGUACACAAGUGGCUAAUUUCAAUGCAAGAGCAUACCCGACCACCUCAAGGCAAAAAGAGCAUUGAACUGGAGAAAAAACGGACCGCUCAGCCCAAGUUAAAGCUCAAGAAGAAGAAAAAGCUAAUGGGAAAGAUACCAACAAAACAGGAACUGAACGAAAUGGUGAAUGGAGGGGAGAAUGUCAGAGAGAGCUUGAUACCUGUAGAGAAUGGGGUGUCUGACCAAGAAGGUGAAGAAGAAUCAGACGAACAGACUAUUCCAAAUGGGAUCUCUUCCGGUGUUUCCAAGGAGCUACCUCUCCAUCCAUCGAUUUCCCCAGUGCCUGAAAAGCUGAAAUUUACCGCUUAUCCCAAAGUAGCUUUCGUAAAAAGGGAACUCCCUAAAGAGAAGCCGGAAGCCUCUCUGAAGAAGAAAAAGGCUCGUUCCUUCCUGCCUGUUAGCACAGCCUUGGACCACAGGUCAAAAGAGGAGCUUCAUCAAGACUGCUUGGUGUUGGCAACUGCAAAACACUCCAAAGACCUGAGUGAGGACUUGGUUGCCGAACUCAGGGAACGGAUUCAUUUGGGGCUCUUCACAGACAAGCCUGCCCUGUCCAGGAUGAUUGAGGUGGAGGGGAAGGGUCACCUGGAAAAUGGACACCCGGAGUUAUUUCACCAGCUGAUGCUGUGGGAAGGAAAUCUUAAGGGCGUGCUCCAGACUGCUAUCGAGAGGGGAGAGCUGACGGACCAAUUGGUAGCCAUGGCGCCCAUGGCUGGUUACGAGAUGUGGAAGAGGACCGUGGAAGCCUUUGCUAAACAGCUGUGUUUUCAGGAUCAGUACAUCAAAGCCGCCUCCCACCUCCUCUCCAUCCACAAGGUGCUGGAAGCUGUGGAGCUGCUGAAAUCAAACCAUUUCUACAGGGAAGCCAUUGCAAUUGCCAAGGCCCAGCUACCUCCGGAGAACCCGAUCUUGAAGGACCUGUACAGCAGCUGGGGAGCCGUCCUUGAGAGAGACGGACAUUAUGCGAUGGCAGCUAAAUGCUACUUAGGAGCUGGCUCUGCCUAUGAUGCCGCCAAGGUGCUGGCCAAAAAGGGGGACGUGGCCUCAGUUAGAACCGCGGCAGCUUUGGCUCUGAUCGCUGGAGAGAAGGAGCUGUCAGCGUCUUUCUCUUUCCGAUGUGCCCAAGAGCUCCUGGCAAACAGGAACUGGAUUGGCGCCCAGGAAGUUCUUCAGCACCAAGACAGUUUGCUGGGUCAGAGGCUGGUGUUCUGUCUUCACGAACUGUUCUCCAAGCACCUGGAAGAAAUCCGGCAACUAGAAUGGAAAUGCUCCUGCCCGCCUGUGUAUCACAGCUGGGCUACGGGAACAGGAGGCCCCUUUGUGGAGAGGGUGACUUCAGUAUGGCAGAGUACAUUUGGCUUAGACGCCGAGCAGUCGAGAGUGGCGUUUCAACAGCUAUGCAAUAUCGAGUACCCACCGGCCACGGGCAACACCCUCCUCAAACAGCUGCUACUUCACAUCUGCCACGACCUGACGCUGGCCGUGCUGAGCCAGCGGGCCGCCUCCUGGGACGAGGCCGUGAGGGCUCUGCUGGGGGCCGUGACGCGCAGCCACGAUGCCGGGAACUUCACCCUGAUGCGCAUCGUCUGUUCUCUCUUCCUUCCUGAAGGUUGCGAGCAUCUAAGAGACAGACGGAGCACCCCCAACUCCCCCGGCUCAGCCGCUUACCAAAGCCUGGAGGCCUUUGUGGUGUACGGCCAGCUGUACGAGCUCUGGUGGAACACGUCCCGUGGGCCCCUCCUCCAAGCCAAGGUUGGGGCGGAUCCCGUAGCCGGUCCCGGGGAGCCCGGCCGCCCCGCUGACGGCGAGGACUCCGAAGGGACGGGCUGGGGGGCCCCCGCUCCCCGGGAGGACCCCGUCCCCGCGGCAGCUGGAGCCCCCCCGGAACGGGAGGCGGCAGACGCUGCAGGAGAGCGGCUGAAACGGAGGGCUUUUGAAGUGUUGCUGUCGGAAGUGCACGCUGAUCUCCAGAGCACCCAGAGGGCCGUUGCUCAAGUCCAAGAGACUCUGACCGACUUGAUCCGCCAGCAUCAGAAGAACCAAAUCCGCAAAGCCACGGCAGACUGUGGGGAGGAGAGUGAGCCUUCUCAAGUGGAGGCCGACGGCCGCCCACCCGAGAGCCGCGAUGAGAAAGCAGAGAGGGAAUCAGUAUCGCUGCCUGAGCUGACGCAACGGCUUUCAGAAGCAAAUAAGAGACUGGCUGAAUUUCCCCCAAGCAUCAAGAUGUUUCCUUUUCCAGACGUGCUGGAGUGUUGCCUCUUAUUUGUUCACAUCGGACUGCAGUGUCCUUCGGACGAGAGUCUGGAGAUUCGGCAACACGCGCUGGAGCUCCUUCGAAAAUACGGCAGAAGUGAAGUUCACCGGAAAUACUGCCAGUCCUUUUGCAAAUGAGUUCUCCAAGAGGUUCGUCAGUUGAGGCUUAUUCAAGAUGCUUGUUAAUUUACCCUUUCUGAUGCUGCAGUGUGAGUCCCAUACUGGACACUUUCCCCCAGUUCAGCCCGAUUUUUUAGAAGGGCGAUGCACAACAGAAAACAAAUGAGCCAGGUUUUCAUCUUGGCCUCGUACUCUGGUCCAUAGUGGAUCCUGACUGUGCUUAUGGAAUUAAAAAUGAAGUACUUUGCCUUUA